This is a messenger RNA of Pollicipes pollicipes, 691 nucleotides long. RefSeq names its product nesprin-1. Gene Ontology annotation, cellular component: cytoplasm; nuclear outer membrane; meiotic nuclear membrane microtubule tethering complex. The transcript is spliced from 6 exons. The record is from RefSeq and is a predicted model, not a curated record. The annotation marks the transcript as partial. Gene Ontology annotation, molecular function: actin filament binding. NCBI's taxonomy places the organism in Eukaryota, Metazoa, Arthropoda, Thecostraca, Pollicipedomorpha, Pollicipedidae. Gene Ontology annotation, biological process: nuclear migration.
UCUGGAGCGGCACCAAGUGCGAGUGGGCUUCUCGGAGCCGGCGUCGCCGUCGCUGGCGCGCCGGCCGGACGGCACGCCGCUGCGCUCCGAGCGCAGCCCGACGCCGACGGGGCCGACGCGGCCGCCGGUGCGACCCGGCUCGACCGCCUCCACGCCCAGCCCGACCGUCUCGGUCACUUCGUUCGACGGCGUGCCGAGCUGGGCGCACCGGGCCGAGGUGUGGGCGCCCGGCGCGCCCGGCUCCUCCGCCGGCGAUCCGCAGCAUAAGCAGUCGUCGCAGUUCGACGCGCACAUUCAUCAGCUCAGAGAUGAGCAGGAGCGAAUGCAAAAGAAAACAUUCCUGAACUGGAUCAAUUCUCACCUAAGAAACCACAAGCCGCCGAUGCAGAUGACCAACCUGAUUGACGACCUGAAGGACAGCACGCGCCUGCUGGCCCUGCUGAACGUCCUCUCCGGGGAGGAUCUGCCGGUGGAGAGGAGCCGGGUGCUGCGAACGCCGCACUUCCUCAGCAACGCCAACACGGCGCUGCGCUUCCUGCAGAGCCGACACAUAAAACUGGUCAACAUCAACCCGUCGGACAUCGUGGACGGCCGGCCGCCGGUCAUCCUCGGCCUCGUCUGGACCAUCAUCCUGCACUUCCAGAUCGAGAUGAGCACCCGUGCGCUGGAGCAGCUGGCCUGGAGCGGCAGC